CCGGCGAGGGACGGGCCGCGAGGACGCGGAGAAGGACGGAGGGCUGCACUUUGUCCCCUGGGCCCGGUGCCCGCGACGAAGCCCUCUGACCCCGGCCGGGUUCGGACUUUCCACACUGAUUAAUCCAGAGUGAAAAAUCUGAAGAGAUGCGAGCAGGAAAACGGAAUUAAACUAGGCCUGAGGAGCGAUGCGACAGGCAUGAUGGAGGUCGAGUCCUCCUACUCGGACUUCAUCUCCUGUGACCGAACAGGCCGUCGGAAUGCAGUCCCUGACAUCCAGGGUGACUCGGAGGCCGUGAGCGUGCGGAAGCUAGCUGGUGACAUGGGCGAGCUGGCACUUGAGGGGUCAGAAGGACAGGCAGAGGGAAGUACUCCAGACAAGGAGGCCAGCAGCCAGCCCGAGAACAGUAAUGUGAACACCUCGUCUUGAGUCUGGCCUUGAUCCUAGAGGCUAGAAGAGAGACCUGCUGUCCCCUCCUGGAACUGGAGCCCCGGCACAACCCAGCAGCCUCUUCUCUGAGCCCAUAUCCCAGGCCAGCCAGGCCAACUAAGAGCCUCGUGGAGCCUCUGUGGCCCCUACUCCAGCAAAGUUCUGUUCCCACCCCCACAGGCUCUACUCUCCCCCCACCUCCCAGAGUGCCAAGGCACACCAUCACCAUGGGAUGUUAUUUAUUCAGCUAAGCGGGGCUUGAGCCAGGCUCUGCCCCCCAGGUGAGCAGCCCCCACCUGGACAGGGACUGUCCCCACACCACUCAUCUCUCUAACCAGCUGCCUACAUCAGAAAGAUCUUCCUAGCCCUUUUUUAAAGCCUCUUUUACAUUUUUUAAAAACAUAACUUUUUUCAGCAGAGAAGGGGGAGCUGACAAUCACUAUUUUCUGUUUUGGUUUUGGUUUGUUUUAAGCUUAGUUCUGAUGUUCUAUGCAGCUCUGAGUUCCCCCGUGGAGUCGCACAGAUCCAGAUGUAGGGAAAGGAUUUGGACUCAAAACUAAAUGACCAAUUCUUUGCCCUUUGUACCAAGAGAGUGUACCAAGAGGUCCCAGGAAAUAAACGCUGAUGAUUUGUGUGCC
This is a messenger RNA of Cricetulus griseus (Chinese hamster), 1067 nucleotides long. Lineage: Eukaryota; Metazoa; Chordata; Mammalia; Rodentia; Cricetidae. The record is from RefSeq and is a predicted model, not a curated record.